Diaporthe amygdali is the source of this 1014-nucleotide messenger RNA. RefSeq lists its product as uncharacterized. The record is from RefSeq and is a predicted model, not a curated record. NCBI's taxonomy places the organism in Eukaryota, Fungi, Ascomycota, Sordariomycetes, Diaporthales, Diaporthaceae. The transcript has 5 exons. Bases 1 to 1014 code for a protein of 337 amino acids.
AUGAAGGUUUUCCUAACUGGCGCAACUGGCUACAUCGGAGGCGAUGUACUGGCUUCUAUUGCAAGACAGUUCCCGACCGCAUCGAUCACAGCUCUCGUUCGUGACACUGCUAGAGCAAAACCCAUCGCCGACAAGUAUCCCCAUGUCCAGCUUCAGCAAGGGGAUCUAGACUCGGCCGAUCUCAUCGAGGCAACUGUCAAGGAGACCGACGUGGUCAUUAACACUGCCAACGGCAAGCACAUCGGUGUGGUCCACAGUAUUGCCAAUGGUAUACGCAAGUCCCAGAGAACAAGCCAUGUCUGCUGGAUUCAGAUCUCAGGUGCAAGCGUCCUCUCAACACCAGAUAUUAUUCACAAGCGCUUCGGCGAGGCUUCCAGCCACAAGUAUAAUGACUAUGAGCAGGUCUCAGAGAUCAUCUCGCUGAUUGAAAGUGCCUCAACGCGCGCUGUCGAUCAAGCCAUGCUAAGUAUUGCCCGCGAGCUGGGAUCCCGAGUUCGCACCGCCAUCAUUUUCCCGCCCAUCAUUUACGGCCUGGGCCGUGGGCUCGGUAAUGCAAACAGCCAACAAAUCCCCGGCCUCUGCAAGGUGGCUAUUGAGAAAAAGACUGCCGUAUAUGUUGGGCAGGGAGAGGCCACAUGGGGCAACGUGCAUGUAGAAGACCUCAGCAAUCUCAUCACCAAGAUAGUGGGCAAGGGGCAGGACAAGGAGUCCGACCCGGAGCUCUGGAACGAGCGUGGUCUCUACUUUGUUCAGACCGGAGAGAUAUCAUGGAAGCGUAUUGCCGAGCUUGUAUCUCAAACUGCCCAGAAGACGAGUAUACAAGCGUCGCCAAAGUCUAUCAGUGCCCAGGAGGCAGACACGACCUUUGCCCACGGGAGCGUACUUUUUGGAACAAAUGCUGUGUGCGUUCCAGAAAGAGCGAAGAAGUUGCUCGGCUACAGCGCUUCGCAGCAUGGACUCGAGGAGGAAAUACCUGAGUCGUUCCAGAGGGCCUUGGGCGCGCUGGAGACCUAG